This is a messenger RNA of Papilio polytes (common Mormon), 1551 nucleotides long. RefSeq names its product nucleolar protein 56 (gene Nop56). The record is from RefSeq and is a predicted model, not a curated record. Gene Ontology annotation, cellular component: box C/D methylation guide snoRNP complex; small-subunit processome. Gene Ontology annotation, molecular function: snoRNA binding. Bases 105 to 1487 code for a protein of 460 amino acids. Lineage: Eukaryota; Metazoa; Arthropoda; Insecta; Lepidoptera; Papilionidae. The transcript is spliced from 8 exons.
UUGACAAGUUGACAUAACCUCAAAAUUUUUGAGGGGGUCGAAACAAAACACACGUGUUUUGUUCCCCUUGAUAAUUUAAAUGUUAUUUACAAAUCGGAGUUAAAAUGAGUAAACUAUACGUGUUGUAUGAGCAUAGCGCGGGGUUCGCGCUGUUUCGAGUGGCAGAGUUUGAAGAAUUGGCAGCAUUCCUGCCACAGGUUGAAGAAUCAGUGACUGAUUUACAAAGAUUCAACUCGGUUGUUACAUUAAUCGCAUUUCAACCAUUCAAAUCAGCUAUAGUUGCGUUGGAAAACAUAAAUUCUAUAUCUGAAGGUGUAGUCCCAGAAGAUCUAAACUUGUUCCUGGAGGGUGCGCUACCCAAGCGCAAGAAGAGAGCUAAAUGUACCCUAGGUGUAGCAGACCCCAAGCUGGGGGCAGCCAUCAGCGAAGCACUGGAGAUACCAUGCUCACACACUGGUGCUGUGCCCGAACUCAUCAGAGGUAUUCGUCAUCACUUCCAUGCUCUGAUCAAAGGGUUAACAUUAAAAGCUUGCAGUGUAGCCCAGCUUGGUCUCGGACACUCAUAUUCCCGUGCCAGAGUCAAGUUCAAUGUGCACAGAGUUGAUAAUAUGAUCAUCCAGUCUAUUGCACUGUUGGAUCAACUUGAUAAAGAUAUUAAUACAUUCUCUAUGAGAAUCAGAGAAUGGUACUCAUAUCAUUUCCCGGAGCUUGUCAGUAUUGUACCUGAGAAUCAUUUGUACACAAAAUGUGCAGAAUAUGUUAAAGACAGGAAGUCUCUCUCCGAAGAGUCUGUGGAGCCGCUGACCGAGAUCCUGGGAGACUCGGAGAAGGCUCAAGCAAUUAUUGAUGCAUCUAAAAUGUCAAUGGGCAUGGAUAUAUCUCCCGUUGAUUUGAUUAAUAUACAAAUGUUUGCUGGUCGAGUUGUCGCGCUUAGUAACUACAGGAAACAGAUAGCGGAGUAUCUGCACACUAAGAUGAACUCUGUGGCUCCGAACCUGACCACCCUGAUCGGAGACCAGGUGGGAGCGAGGCUCAUCUCCAAGGCAGGGUCUCUCACCAGCCUCGCCAAGUACCCUGCGUCCACACUACAGAUACUGGGUGCGGAGAAAGCAUUGUUCCGUGCGUUAAAGACUCGCUCGAACACGCCUAAGUACGGUCUGUUGUACCACUCCACGUACAUCGGGCGCGCGGGGCUCAAGAACAAGGGCCGCAUCAGCAGGUACCUCGCCAACAAGUGCUCCAUCGCCUCCAGGAUUGACUGCUUCUCCGAAACUCAAACAACAAUAUACGGUGAAAAACUUCGCCAACAAGUCGAAGAUCGUCUUAAAUUCUACGAAACUGGAGAUAUUCCUAUGAAGAAUAUAGACGUUAUGAAGCAAGCUAUGGAAGAAGCGAUGCAGCAAGAACAGCUCAGCGCAGAAGGAAGCGCUAAGAAGAAGAAGAAAAAGAAGAAGGCAAAGAAAGAGGAACCAAUGGAUGAAGAUUGACAUGUUUUCUGAUUUUUUUUUCUUUUUUUAUGUAAGGGUAUAAAUAUAAGUAAAUAAGCUAUUA